UAUUGCCUCUAUUCUUCUGUCGUUCGUUGUCCUCCGUCAUUCUGCCGGUUGUGUUGUGGAAGGAAAUUAAUUUUAUUUAAGUGUUCUGAAUUUUAUUGUGCUAUAUUUCUUAAUAUUUAUUAGUAGUUAAUUUUAAAUCCUCCAAAGUAAUAAUAAACAAUGGGUGCCGAUCGUAAUAGUGAGCCAGAGCAAUUUCGUAAACUCUUUAUUGGAGGUCUGAAUUAUAAAACUACUGAAGAAAACCUGAAAUCCCACUUUGAAAAAUGGGGUGAAAUCGUCGAUUGUGUAGUUAUGAGAGACCCUAAUACUAGAAGAUCAAGAGGGUUUGGUUUUAUCACUUACAAAAAUGCCCACAUGGUUGAUGAUGCGCAAGGUGCUAGACCUCAUAAAAUUGAUGGACGUGAAGUGGAACCAAAACGUGCUGUUCCCAGAGAGGAUUCUGGAAAACCUGAGGCUCAAAUCACUGUUAAAAAGCUUUAUGUUGGAGGUCUAGGUGAGGACAUUGAAGAGGAAGAUUUACAAAAUUACUUUGGAGAGUAUGGCAACAUACUUAAAGUAAAUGUGGUGGUUGAUAAAGCUACUGGUAAAAAGCGAGGAUUUGCUUUUGUUGAAUUUGACGACUAUGAUCCAGUUGACAAAAUAGUUUUGAAAAAGCAUAUGAUCAAGGGACGUAGAGCUCAAGUGAAAAAAGCUCUUUCACGAAAUGAAAUGGACAGCAUUAAGCAGAAAAAAGAAAUGAAAGCAUUUGGAGGUGGUGGCCGAGGAGAUUGGAAAACUGGUUCUGAUGGCUUUAGAGGUUCUGGAGGAUAUGGUGGAGGAUAUGAAGGUGCAGGUGGUUUUGGUGGUGGUUAUGGUGGUGAACAACGUGGUUGGGGUGAUGCAAUGGGCUAUGGAACUGAUUAUUCAUCAGAUUAUAUGACAGGUGGUGGUUCAAGUGGAGGCUGGGGUUCUAACUUUAGUUCUGGAUAUUCCUCAUCUGGCCCCAUGCGAAGUAGUGGUGGCUUUUCAAAUCGAGAUUCUGGACCAUAUGGAGGUGGAUAUGGUGCUGCCGGUAGAAGUGGUUAUGGAGGAGGUUAUAGGAGAUAAGACUUUCUUUCCUGCUGUCUUGGGGAACUUUUAUGUAAGAACGUAAUACCCAGUGGUAGCCAGUGUGCAGUAGGUGUAUAGCCCGUUAGAAGAAUUCCAUUCAUUUCGAGAAACCAGAUUUUUGAAGGGGUUUGACAUCAUGAACUGCUAGGUGCAACACUUCAGGAAGAAAUUUUACAACAUAUUUGAAUGUGCUCACUGGCUGUUUAGGUUACAUUUUUCUUAAGGCACAGUGACUUGAAAUCCCCAAGACUAUUUAUAUUUAAAUGUUUGUUUCAUGGAAAAGUAUCCCAUUUGUAUUUUUUAUUGUAUUGACAACCCUUCAGAUUUAGUCUGUAUUUGUACAAUUGUCAAAAUAAAUGUUAGUUGUCAGUGUCAGAA
This is a messenger RNA of Uloborus diversus, 1467 nucleotides long. Its product is annotated as heterogeneous nuclear ribonucleoprotein A1, A2/B1 homolog. The record is from RefSeq and is a predicted model, not a curated record. The transcript has 9 exons. Gene Ontology annotation, molecular function: RNA binding. The coding region runs from base 160 to 1086 and encodes 308 amino acids. Lineage: Eukaryota; Metazoa; Arthropoda; Arachnida; Araneae; Uloboridae.